AGGAUCAUCAGGAGUGAGCUCUCUUCUGGAGAGCGCACGCAUUCAGUCUGACGUGGAGACGCAAAGGAGAGGAGCUCUCAUUCAGAUCGCUGCCACACGCACAGCCACUUUGUGUUUUGUUGUGUAUUUGGCUUUUUUUUUUAGCGUAAACAACACUGAAACCCGGGCUUUAGAGUGUGAAAAGUCCUUCUGACGCACGAUUGGAAUAUCUUUGCGGAUUAAAGGACGCGCAGGUACAGUACAGUUUGAAGACGCAGAUUAUUUCUCUCUGGAUGGAGUUCUGUUCACCAGGAAAAUGCCCAUUUUUGAUUUCUGUUCCUUUGUCUACUUCCAGAAGUCAACUAAAAGUCAAGAUUUUGUCUUUUCAAGCAACUUGGAGCGCACCACGGAGGGACAAGUCUGAUUUUUGUUGUUGUCAUUAGUUUUUUUCCCCCUCAUAAUUCCUCCCAGAAAUGGUGGGGCAUCUACACUUACAAGCGAUGGAUGAUAGUCUCAAAGGAAAGAAUCGAGAGGGGCUACUCGACAGUCCGGAUUCAGGGUUGCCCCCCAGUCCCAGCCCGCCCUUCUGCUCACUCUCUCCGGCUCUGCUGGAGUCGCGCUCCGGCAGCUGCACGACGCCCGUGGAAAGCCACCAUGGAUUUUAUAAGAAGGAGAGCAGAGAAGGCAAACUGCUGCCCUACCUGCUGCUGAACUCAACGGGAGCAGACCUGAGGGCUCGCAUGCAGCCGGUGAUCUACGGAGAGAGCAUUGAAGUCAAUCCCAAACCGGUACAAGAAAUCAAGUGCAAUUCACAAGUGAAGUACGACUCCGACAAACACUACAGGGAUCAGGUGUUCUGCAGCCCCGUUCCUACACCCACCUCCUACAGCGAGACGGUGGUGGCAGUGGGGAACUGCACCUGGAGGAGCUACAAGAGCCAAGUCUACUUGGAGCCCCGGCAGAGGCCUGUCAGCUACCAAAGCACCACCAUCAUCUACCCAAAGAACGCCAAGAACACUUACCGCACCACGCUCAAUUACAAAGCCACGGGCUCCCGCCGCUGGUUCAUCUCUACGGUGCAGCUGCAGUCCAGAGAGGACAACAGCCCCUGCAUCAUCUACACAGAGGACCUGUAGAGCCCGGACGCCAGAGGAAGCAGAUCCUCCUGGUUUUAGUCUCUGUUCCGACUUUUAGUUUUUCUUCCUGGGAACUUGGAAAGGCCCACACUGAAAGGGAAGUACCUGGAGCCCCAACUCUGAAACAUUUUCCCUGAGUUUUCGUUCUUCUUGCUGCUGCAGUCUUUGGAGCUGCACGACGGAGGUUUCAUGUCUUAUUUAAUGUGAGAUCUGAUGAGCUGAGAGCGCCCUCCAGGAUUGCAACCAUCAGAUCACAAAUAUCUGUGUAUAUAGGGAAGAGUGGAUUUAAGCCAAACCUGAUCACAACAAUGCAAAGCUUUCUAAUUAUGGCUUUCUUGCACCUUUUUUUAUAAUAUAUAUAUAUAUAUAUUAUAAUUAUUUUUACAUGUCUCAAAUCUCUCUGAGGACUUGGCAUUGCAGUGAGGAAUUUCUGUGUUGCCUCUGAAAAAUUGGACCAAAGUUAAAUGAACAGUUUAUUUCCGACAAUCCCACACACUGAGACAAAAAGCUUGAAGAACUUAUUAAAGCACCUAAAAAGGCUUUUAAAAAGUGUGUAGCAUUACAUGUAACUGUAUCAGAUGUUAGCCAUGCAGGUUUUUUCAUGAAAAGGAACAAAUCAAAGAGUAGAGGUUAAAUCAGCCAAAGUAUUUUUUAUUAUUUCUCUCCUAAUUGCUUAUAUUUGUUAAGAAGAAUAAAGGUUUUCUUAAAAAAGUAGCAUGUUUUAGCUGCUGAUAUUUGGAGUUUUAACCUGCUUUAGAUUUAAGCAUUGAUGUUUCCCAUAUAAAACGACUAAACAGAAGUGCAAUUGAACUCUUUCUGGUCAAAAUGCAGAUUUAAAGUGAAGUGUGGGAUCUUUUGUCUAAUUCUUUGAAUCCAUCUGUAAGAUUUUUGUGUUAAUACUUAAUUCAAUACUUGAUAAAUAUCUUUGCUAAUCCUUUUUGGGGAGGAGUCUGAAUGAGCAAAUCUGUUUUCUUUUACGUUUGACGCCAUCAAUAAAUCUGUUUCAUGUUAACAUGUGAAUACGUUUUAAAUUAAGAAGACUUUUUAAUCCAUAGCCUACAUGUAAAAAGAAAAUAUCAGUAAAAAAGAAAUUCUCUCAUAUUUAAAACAUGUUUGUCUUAUGUAUCUACAAAAUAUAUAUUUAGACUGCUGAUUAUUGAAACUUCUGACUUUACCUCAAUUUUUCAUUUGAUUCUUUAUUGUUUUUCAAAUGCGUAUUCCUGAUUUUUUUGUUUUAUUUGAUCAAAGUUUGGAGUUGCCUCUGUUGCUGCAGAGUCAGGACCGGAGGGGGGCGAUGCAGAGGAGGUGCUCAUGAGGAAGAACAUUGUGUUUGAGGGAAAAAAAAAGACACACAAAGGAGGAUCUGGCUGGGGGCCUGCAGAAUAAAAGAGAAAUAAAAGCAGAGGAAACCGUUUCCGAGAAAGGUUUCCAACUACAACGAUUCAGGAGCAAAGUGUUGACGGCAAGUGGAACGUUGGAGAACGAUGAGAGGAAGUUGAGAGUUCAGUACCUUGGUGUUUUGAUGUGUGAUAAUUUUGUUUUCCCAAAACUUGAUUUUGUGACUGUAAAAUAUGUUCCUAUUGUAUAUGUGGCAUCAAGGCACUUCAUAAUUCUCUUUAUAUUUUUGUACAUCAACUGUUCCUGUUCUAACUGAAAAAUAUUAUUUAAAAAAGAUAUAUAUCACCUCAAUGAAUAAAAAUGAAAGAUGGUCCACAAAUGCCUCGUCUGAUUUGUAAUUUUAAAUGAAUUAAUCAAAGGAAUUAAACCAGCUGAGGUCUUUGCCUUCAUGCAGACUGCAGCACAGACUGUAAAUCGAGGUGCCAGUCGCCUCGUGUGCACAGGCAUUAGAUAUCAGACUGCUACUAAAAUAACAGCAGCUCCUGCAGGUGCAGCUGCAGGGUUUUGGGUUAUUGCCCCUGAGAUUUUUUUUUUAUCUUCCAAUAGCCCACAUCCUUCAGUCUGGCUUAUUUCAAAUUUUGAGACUCAAGCACCACCUGGUGGAGAGGCAACAGGCAUGACAUGCAGUAAUGCAGAUUUUUAUUUAUUUAUUUAUUUUUUUGAAGAAUUAAACAGAAGGUUUAUUUUGAUCAUUGCUGAUUUGUCCUGUGCUAAAUGUUUAAAUUAAUAAAACAUCCUGGAUUCAAUCAUGCAGAAUGAUUUACCUGCUCGAACAUGAGGUUUUCUGAAAUGUAGACAUUCAUUGCAAGAACUUGCAUGUUUUUUUAAUGAUUUGUUUUUUUUAGUAAAGAUUCCGAAAAAUAUGUCUCAUAAUAAAAGCUAUCCCUGUAAUUCCCUCCUCUGGAAAUGACUAAAGAUGAAAUAAAAUGAUCUGCAAUAUCGUUCAUAGGUUUGGCUCAUAGAGCAUGGAUAGGAAAGUGAAAUGGGCGUCAUCGGCACGUGGCACCCAUUGGAGCCCAUCAACGUGGGCGUCUACCAGCCUGUCCCUUCAACACCAGUUACCUUUUUACAUUACAUUUGGAGGCUGGAGGCUCUUUAGACAGUACUCCCAUGUGGUACACUGCUUCAUAUCAGCAAAGACCAUGAGUACCACCUAGUGGGUUCAGGACAGACAUGCGGUGAGGAAGAUGCUGAAUGGAUGGAUGAGCAGGAUGACGCCUCACAAGAUCAGACGAGAGGCGACAGACACCUCACACUGGUAAAAAGUCCUAACCCUAAAAAGAUGGAAAAAAAAAAAAGAA
Oryzias melastigma (Indian medaka) is the source of this 3814-nucleotide messenger RNA. It is a transcript of the gene rflna, whose product is annotated as refilin A. Gene Ontology annotation, biological process: negative regulation of chondrocyte development; skeletal system morphogenesis; negative regulation of bone mineralization involved in bone maturation. Gene Ontology annotation, molecular function: filamin binding. The record is from RefSeq and is a predicted model, not a curated record. Gene Ontology annotation, cellular component: actin filament bundle. The transcript is spliced from 3 exons. Bases 453 to 1115 code for a protein of 220 amino acids. NCBI's taxonomy places the organism in Eukaryota, Metazoa, Chordata, Actinopteri, Beloniformes, Adrianichthyidae.